AUGGCGGCGGCGGCGGCGGCCGAGUACCCGAAGCAACUCAAUCGGAGCGACCAUCGUGGUUUUCAGGAGGAAAUCAUCAUCGCCGGCGGCAGCAGGUUCGACGACCUUCCCGACCACAUCCUGCACCACAUCCUCGGCUUCCUCGACAUCAAGUUCGCCGUUGGAACCAGCUCGCUGUCGAGGAGAUGGAGGAGCACGUGGAAAGAACUGAGUCGUGUUUUUUUCGCGAAGCAUGGCGAGAGGAUAGGAAGACAGAAUCGCGCGUUUGAGAGCUUCCUGCUUGGUUUGCGUAAUGCAAAAUCUCUCGAUCUGAAUUUUGUCAAGUCCAGCGAAGGAAGGUCCAAGUUCUCGAGUUCCACCGUCGAAUAG
Molecule: messenger RNA, 369 nt
Organism: Linum tenue
Lineage: Eukaryota; Viridiplantae; Streptophyta; Magnoliopsida; Malpighiales; Linaceae
Source: the annotation of a GenBank genome assembly